GUUUUCAUUUGCUGAUCAACCGCUACACGUACAACAAGAAUCAUGGAAUCUCUUUUCACGAUGACAUUAAAGAAGGAUAUGAUGUGGACAAAGAUCCCAUUACUUCUUUCUCCUGCCGACUGGGGUCUUUGCUGGUUAUCAUCUCCAGCGCAGCACCAGAGAAACAAGAGAAGACCGAGGGCAAACGUGCGUUUGUUGUGUAUCAGCCUCCGGGAACAAUUCUUGUGAUGGGCGGCAAGUUUCAGAGAGCUUACAAACAUGGUGUACCAAGUUUUCCGGAGAUCAAAGAGCUUCUUGCUUGUGCAGACGACUUGACUACUUGGGACGGUGUGAAACUAAAAUUGGAGUGGUUUUCGAAUUCGAAACACUUGAUGCGAGAGGAAGUUAGACGUAUUGACGCCUUGAAUCUGGUCAACGAGCAAGACGCACGUUGGAACGUCACAAUGCGAUGGGUGAGAAAUCAUUCACAGCCUUUCUGUCCUCUAAAUCCCCGACUCUUGGCAAAUAUCAGUCGACUGGAUGAAGAAAAUCAUCAGCGGAGGAAUCAGCUGAAGCAGCUGAAACUGUCGAGCCCGGUAUUGCAGAAAAAAACUGCAGAGCCAAAGGCAAAGGCCGCUAGCCCGGCAUUUGCUCGGAACCCGCCCGGAGGAAACAGAGCUCGUCCAAGCAAAAGCGGAACACAGGAUGUGAAUCCGGGGAGGGAAACCGAGGAGAAAGAAUCGGAGAAAGAUUCAGAAAAGGAAUUAAAUGAGAUAUUUGACUUCGUUUCUAUUAUUUCUGAUGCCCUGGAGCUGCAGAUAUUAUCAGACGAUCAGAUGAUGGACAUGGCAUUGUGUGGCAGCCAGCAAAUUCGCAAACAUCGUUUCUCCACAUUUCAGGAACAGUACAAUCUUGGUUACAAUUUGUACAACAAGAUUUCGGCAGCCAAUAUGAAAGUGAAAGAGGAUUUAGACCCGUUACUCAAGGCUGUAGAUCGGAAACUGAGGAGAUUGAAAAACUUGCAGAUGCUUAUUGAGCUUUUGUGGUUGGACAGCGAAGGUCAGGGCAAUUUCAUGAGCUGUACUACUCUGAACCAGCAGCACGAGUUCAACAAGUCAAAUGAUUAUCUGAAUCGGGUUGUGAUGUCCUUCUUUGACUUGAACGAAUGCUUGCCUGUGGACGGCUUUUUGAGCUGGGAUCACAUGAUUGAGGAAGGAUGGCUGGUGUUCAAUUUCGACACUUUACAGGACAAUCGAAAACCCAAAGCGGAG
This is a messenger RNA of Cladocopium goreaui, 1250 nucleotides long. The record is from the annotation of a GenBank genome assembly. NCBI's taxonomy places the organism in Eukaryota, Dinophyceae, Suessiales, Symbiodiniaceae.